ACAACUGGCGCCCUCGCCACGCCUAGAGAGAGAAAACCAAGGGGAAAAGCAGGAGAUGGUCAUUGCCUUGGCCAUGCGAGAAAAAGGAGAAGAAACUGAAGAGCGGCCAGUAGCUGCACGUCUGAUCGGCAGGCGACAGGCCUCGUCGUCGGUCACCUGUGGUGUGGCAGCGCCGGCUCCGGUGGCCGCUGUGAGCAACUGGGCCUUGAUCUUGGAACAAAGAGGGCGGCAGAAUCGCGCCGUUUGGAGGAAGAAGCAGUCAAGCAGGAUGGAAGAAGAGCCGAAUCGGAGGAGGCUGUAUCAAGUUUGGAGAGGAAGCAAUAAAUUUCUCUGCGGCGGGCGCCUAAUCUUCGGUCCGGACGCGGGUUCCCUCUUCCUGUCCACAGUUCUAAUCAUAGGCCCCUUGGUCGGCCUAUGCUGCCAGUGCAUCACAAAGAUGAACUCCAGCACCUCGGAUCAGAAGAAGAAUGUCCUCGGCCUGCCGGUCCUCAUCGCCACGGUCGUUCUCGGCCUAGCGGAUUUGGCAUUCCUGCUCUUGACGUCGAGCAGGGACCCGGGGAUCGUGCCGAGGAACGCGCGUCCUCCCGAGUGCGGCGACGAGCAGCAGGUGGUGGACAUGACGACGCCGUCGACCGAGUGGGUGAACGCGGCGAGCCCCCACCUCCGUGUUCCCCGCUCCAAGGACGUGGUCGUCAACGGGUGCGUGGUCAAGGUGAAGUACUGCGACACGUGCCUGCUGUACCGCCCGCCCCGGACGUCCCACUGCUCCAUCUGCAACAACUGCGUCCAGAAGUUCGACCACCACUGCCCUUGGGUCGGCCAGUGCAUCGGCCUGCGGAACUACCGCUUCUUCUUCCUCUUCAUCUCCACGUCCACGCUCCUCUGCUUUUACGUCUUCGCCCUGUCCUGGCUCAACAUCGCCGCCGAGAGGGAGGAGUACGGCGGCUCACUGCUGAAAUCCAUGGGCGGCGAGGUGCUGUCCGUCGUGCUCAUCGUCUACACCUUCGUGUCGGUGUGGUUCGUCGGCGGGCUCACCGUGUUCCACCUCUACCUCAUGAGCACCAACCAGACCACGUACGAGAACUUCAGGUACAGGUACGACAAAAAGGAGAAUCCCUACAACAGGGGCGCGCUAGCCAAUAUCGCCGAGGUCUUCUGUACGCGGAUGCCGCCCUCGCUCAACCGUUUCCGGUCGUGGGUGUCGGAGGACGACGACGCGUACGGCGGCGGCGGUGGCGGGGUGCUCUCUCCGAUGAGCGGCGGGCUCGAUCUGGAGAUGGGGCGCAAGGGCGUGCACUACAGCCCCGGCGGCAUCCCGGCGAUCCUUCAGGGGAUGGAUUACAGCGAGAUGGAGAAGAUGGACGCUGUGGGUGUGCACGUCAAGGACCGGCAAGCGGCGCCCGAGGCGCCGGACCUGUUCGUGAUCUCACCGGCCCGGCAGCACGACGUGGGCUGCGGAGGAGGAGGAGGAGGAGGAGGGGAACGUAGCCCCGCAACUGUACAGGACCAAGACGCUGAGAGGACACUUGUGAGCUCGAAUGCAAAUUCUCAACGGUGAUCAUGCGCGAGCUCUUUUUCUUUUCCCUUUUUGGCGCUCAGGCCUACGUCCUGCAAUUUUCCUUUCUUUUUUGCCACGACUGAACUGUAAAUUUUAUACGUGCAAGCAGCAGCGUUGCACUCGAAAGGGUCCGUAAUUUCGCUUAGUUUAAUUUUCUCUACUUCAUUUGGAGAAUAGCGGGAAUCAGGGCAUCUCUAAGAGCAACUCUAACGCGUCUAUUCAAAUGGAUGGCGUUUUUGUCCUUUUUUGUUUGCUUGGGUCAGCCGUUUGCUCGGCGUCCGCCCUGUUUAUUAUUUGGGUCGGCAGUGCGCCCAACGCCUGCGAUCCAUUUCAUGUUCGCGCAUAAAUUCGAAAAAACCCGCAGUCGUAGAACAUGCUAGCGGCCAUGCCGUCGCCUAAAGUUCAUGCUGGCACCAUGCCAACGGCUGGCAUACAUGCCAGCUCCAAAAAAAUAAACCAUAUAGUUCCUGCUGGUGCACUUCCCAGCGGCGGCACCAAUGUCAGCACACAAAAGGGGGCAAGAAAUUCAACCACGCCAUCUCGGCCGUGGUCAUGCCAGCACAC
This is a messenger RNA of Aegilops tauschii subsp. strangulata, 2122 nucleotides long. Its product is annotated as probable protein S-acyltransferase 1. Gene Ontology annotation, molecular function: protein-cysteine S-palmitoyltransferase activity. Gene Ontology annotation, cellular component: Golgi apparatus; endoplasmic reticulum. The record is from RefSeq and is a predicted model, not a curated record. Gene Ontology annotation, biological process: protein targeting to membrane; peptidyl-L-cysteine S-palmitoylation. NCBI's taxonomy places the organism in Eukaryota, Viridiplantae, Streptophyta, Magnoliopsida, Poales, Poaceae.